This is a messenger RNA of Perca fluviatilis (European perch), 3970 nucleotides long. Its product is annotated as b(0,+)-type amino acid transporter 1. Gene Ontology annotation, cellular component: membrane. NCBI's taxonomy places the organism in Eukaryota, Metazoa, Chordata, Actinopteri, Perciformes, Percidae. The transcript has 6 exons. The coding region runs from base 1785 to 3191 and encodes 468 amino acids. The record is from RefSeq and is a predicted model, not a curated record. Gene Ontology annotation, molecular function: L-amino acid transmembrane transporter activity. Gene Ontology annotation, biological process: amino acid transmembrane transport.
UUCUUGUUAUCCUUAUAUUUGAGAAUGUGUGACAUACACCAACAACACCAUGACAAAUUCCUUGUAUGUGCAAGAAACUUACUUGGCAAUAAAGCCCAUUCUGAUUCAGAUUCUGAUAAAACGCCAGCUAGUCCGUCACUAUUCGUUCUUCAGUUUCUGCUUGUUUGUCUUAAUUCAGAGAUCAGAAUACUCUGUAAGGAUUUGAAUGAAGUCCAUGUUCAUCAUGCUACACACCACUCCAAAUAAUAGGACUGUGAGAACUGAAAUCGGCUUAAGCAUAUUUUCAAUUUUCCCUUUCCCUGCCAAUACUUUAUAGACAAGCAGAAUAAUCUCGAAGUUGGUCUUAAAGGUAGAAUAUGUAGUGAGUAUCUGCUUACGGUUUGUAAACACAGUGUUUAAAGUUGGCCCCUCCAACUUGGUUUAGAGCCAGAGAGAGAACGCGAGCUAGAGAGAGUAAAUGAAGAGAGGGAGCGCAGAACAAAGCAGUGAAUCAGAGGAAUGAAACAAUCUUCUCUCAUUGUCUCGCAGCGGUUCUGUUCUAAAGCACAAAUAAACACGCAUGUUUAUUGAUGUGAAUGCAGAUGAGUGAAUGCAGAGCUUCAUCCUGUCUGUUUCUGUGUGUCUGGGUCAGUUAGAUUUGUGCCCCGAGAUGAGACACUAAGAGGGGCAAAUGAGAACACUGUUAUUGGCUGGGGGUUACAAACCCACGUGGGACCCAGAGGCUCUUUGUUGACGCCCACAAACAUCCCGAUCUCACCAAAAUAAAAAUAAAAGAGAAAACCCCGGCAGAGGGCAGGGUCUCUGCAGAUACAAACACCACCACACACUACUAGUGGGUCAUAAGUGAUGAUUGAGAGGGAUUACUUUUGUAUUAUGCUAUACAUUGUUUUUGAGGAAAGCAUUGCAUAUUAUACCUUUAAAGCAUGUUACUGUCAGCCAGAGUAAUAACCUCAGAACAAGCCGUAUUUUGGAGAUUUUUUUGCAUUAGUUUUGUAACUAAACACAGCCUACUCAUUACAUCUCAUUAAAUAAUCUUUGUUGUAAAAAGGGCAAACAUGAUUAUCUGUUAAGACUGAUUCCCAACCAGGGGUACUUGUACACCAGGGGGGUACUUCUGCUGUUGCCAUGGGGGGUAUGUGGAAAGAUUGUGAAGCAGCUCAACUAAUUAGAAAAAAAAAUUAAAUUAUGAUUUGAUUAAAAGAAUACAUCGGCUGUAACACCUCAACAUUAGAUGUUGCAGUUAUGUAAUGGUGCUUGAUAACUAGUUAGCAGGCGAGCACAAACAUUUAAAUAGCCUAGGUAGUUAGCUAAAAAGUAAUGGCUAAACAGUUCCAAACAAUCUAACUGCUAAAAGUAAUAGAUAAACGGUUGAAAUAAUUAGCUAAAAGUAAUGGAUAAAUGGUUGAACAGCUAAAUAUUGACAGGUCAACAAGUAUGAAAAAAGUAACAGUACCCACUUUUAUAUGAUAAAUAGUGUGAUACACUUGGAACAUUGGGAAUUGAUGAAGGGGUACGUGAGUUCAACAUGACAGGGCUAUGGGGGUACCUCAGACCAAAAAGGUUGGGAACUAGACUACUGUGUCGAGAGAGUGCAGCUGGAAGUAAUGAGACGCGACAAACGGCCACGCCACACCUCGGUUAAGUGGCUGUUGAAAGGUGAUGUCACCCCCUGUUGGGGACAUGGCUCUAACGUUACCCAACAUAUAGCAGUUAAUCUACAACCAGUUCUCUGCAUGUCCAGUGUCCACAACUCAUGUCUUUGAGGAAGCAGCAGCUUUUUAACAAUGGAGAGUGACACACAGAGACUCAAUCUGAAGAGAGAAAUUGGGAUUAUAGGAGCUGUGUCGUUCAUUGCUGGAACCAUGAUAGGAUCCGGGAUUUUCAUAUCCCCGCAGUAUGUGCUGUCUGCCAUCGGCAGCCCCGGAGCCAGCUUUGUUAUAUGGACCUGCUGUGGGUUGAUAGCCAUGCUGGGGGGGCUCUGCUAUGCUGAACUGGGCACAGUCAUACCAGAGUCUGGAGCUGAAUAUAUCUACAUGCUGCGGACAGCAGGGAAAGUGGUGGCCUUUAUGUUUGUCUUCAGCUUCAUCAUUGUCAUGAGGCCUGCCAGUGCCACAGGAAUUGCUCUCAGCGUUGCUGAAUAUGUCGUGGCCCCCUUUUACAACGGCUGCACCCCUCCACAACUGGUGGUGAAAUUGGUGGCUGCAGGAGCUAUCAUUGUGCUGGCCAUAGUUAACUGUCUGAGCGUCCGCCUGGCCACCGCCAUCCAGGUGGUUUCCAUGGCAAUCAAAUUGCUGGCCCUGGCCGUGAUCAUUUUGGGAGGUGUUGUGAUGCUUUUCGAGGGACGCACUGAAAACUUUGAGAACUCCUUUGAGGAAACAAAUGUUAAUGUCAGCUCCAUUGGCAUUGCUUUUUAUCAGUGCUUGUGGUCCUAUGAUGGUUGGAACACUUUGAAUUUUCUAACUGAGGAGCUGAAACAUCCAGAAGUGAAUCUUCCUAGGGCGGUUGUGAUAGCCAUUUCUCUGGUGACUGGCUUAUAUCUGCUGGUGAAUGUGAGCUACCUGACGGUAAUGACGCCUAAAGAACUCAUGUCUUCCAGCGCAGUAGCAGUGACCUGGGGGAAUAAGGUGUUAGGAAGCUGGGGCUGGAUCAUGUCUGUGGCUGCAGCAUUGUCUGCCUUUGGUUCUCUGAAUGGGACGUUCUUCAGUGGUGGCCGUGUGUGCUUUGUUGCUGCCAGGGAAGGACACAUGCCAGAUAUUCUGGCCAUGGCUCACGUCCACAGACUGACUCCAUCUCCAGCCCUGAUCUUCACCACUGUUGUCUCCCUUCUGGUGCUGAUCCCUGGAGACUUCCAGAGUAUUGUCAACUUCUUCAGUUUCACUGCCUGGUUUUUCUAUGCCAUCACCCUGUCUGGACUUCUCUAUCUCAAGAUUAAGAAGCCAGAGCUCCCCAGGCCCUACACGGUUCCCAUUAUACUCCCUAUACUGGUCCUAAUGGCGGCAAUAUUCCUUGUGCUGGCGCCCAUCAUAGACAAUCCUCAGAUUGAAUACCUCUAUGUGACUUUAUUUAUCCUCAGUGGAGCUAUAGUCUACAUACCCUUCAUCCAUUACAAGCUCUGCCCAGGGCUGUUGACCAAGUUGACAGUGUUCCUUCAGCUGUUCUUAGAGGUCGCCCCAGCAGAGAAAAACCUGUGAUUUGGGCAGAAGAAAAACUACACCUGUUUUUGCAAUGGCAGCCAUGAGACAUUGCAGUUUAAAUUCAAUAGCAACUUUUUAUAACCUCCCGUUUCUUAUUAAUAAGUUGGGUUGUUGUGUGUUUUAAUGUCGUUGAAUUUUAGCAGUCUGAUAUGUAUUGUCUUUUUGCACAGGUGCAUUUAGCACUGCUUUAUUUGCUGAUGUUUAUAAUCAACUUAGAAAGCACAAGUGAAAAGGAAUACGAUUCGGUAUUCAAAGUAUCAAUCUAUAACCAAAAGAUCAAAUAUGAAUCUGAAAUCUUAAAGUUUUUGCCUGUUCAACAGUAAGCGGUUAGACAGCGUAUGUCUUUAAACAGCUGAGGAUUCCUGUUAUUGUGAAUUUGUUUAAUUUUCCAUUUCAGUUGUAUUUGUUCAUUUGCAAAAGGUUCCAGAUCAAACACACAUACAAAUGUAUUUUAAAUACAUUUCACAACAAAAAAGAAACAGGGUUGUAUAACAAUUAAAUGAUAAGACAUUUUGAUUUGGGGGGAGCAAGAAGAGUUCUCAUUGCCUUGGACCUGAACAUGAUAUAAAUACUGGAGAAAGCUUGUGCUGUCCUCCAAACACACUGAUACAGAGUGAGGAGAAGCAACACCAACUAAACGCUGUCGUAAGAAGAUUCAUCACAACGUCAAAGCUUCAAGUUGUACGAAACAAAAACAACGAAAGAAUCAAACGGCAGCAUGCUUUGUCAUUAAACAGUUACUGUUUUAAAAGAAAUGCAUGUGACUUAUGGUUUUA